Messenger RNA from Acanthosepion pharaonis, 597 nucleotides. The record is from the annotation of a GenBank genome assembly. NCBI's taxonomy places the organism in Eukaryota, Metazoa, Mollusca, Cephalopoda, Sepiida, Sepiidae.
AUGCAGUCUUUCAUAUAUUUUCUUCCAUUUUAUAAUUUAUUCUUUGAUUCUUCUUUUAUAUUUUACGGGUUACCAUCUUGUAAUCCCCCUACACUAUCUCUAUCUCUCUCUUUAUCUGCCCCCCUCUUUCAGAUUUCUUCUUCUUACAACUUUCUUUCGUUUUUAUUUGUUUUUCUGUUCUUUCGUUUUUUCUUUCUUUUUUCCUUCCGUUGGUCCUUCCUUUCUUUCUUUUAUCUUCUAUCUUUCCUCAUAAUCUUCCCUUUCUUUCUUUCUUUCUUUCUUUCUUUCUUUCACUUAACCAAUUUUAUUAAUUCUUUCUUUCUUACCUUCUUUCUUUUAUCCUUGUCGUUAUUUCUUCUACAGCUUGAGGUCUUUUUUUUUCUGUGGAGAUCUCCUUUUUCACGGAUCUUUAUCGCAAAUUCUUCAUCGCUAAAGUGCCGCCAAAGAGACUCAGUUUCCUCAUUCAAACAGAACGGUGUAAAUAUGGCAGCAUACAUCAUUGCACAGACACAGUUUCACCAAUCUAUCUAUCUACUAUUUACCUCUCUCUCAUCUUUCCACUCUCUAUCUAUCUAUCUAUCUAUCUAUCUAAUCUAA